UACCCGUCCGUCAAUACAAAAAUCGAACAUUUUCACCAUUUUCAAGGAUUUUCGCACUUUCUCCUUCGAUAACUCCUAUAUCUAGUCAUACACGUAUAGAAUCCCAAGACAAAUUUGUUAUGUGGGAGUUAUGGAAGAUGAUGGACAGGAAAAAGAAUCAAGUUUAAGAAAAGAUCCAGUAUUCUGUUUUAAAAGCAAAAAGUGUUCUAAGGAAAACAACCAUAAAGGAAGGUGCAACAGCGAGAGAAGAAAUUGGGGUGAAUUUUGGAAGUAUUCCACAAAGCAGAAGCUGCAAAGCCAAAAGAGACAGCUUSGAGAGCAAAGGGCGGAAUACAGCGCCAAAGAAGCUAGGCUAGAUGAAAUUGAUGAACAAAUUACAAAGAAAAAAGAAGAAGCAGCUAUUGCUAACCAUGUGUUUACUGGAACUUUAAUCUAUGAUGGCUAACAUGUGAGGUCUCUUCCAAUCCAGCAGAAGGGAGUACCUUUUUUAUCUAAUCACCUUAGCUAUAGAAGCCAACCUAAUAGUUUUGAAAGUGUUAUAUUUACUACUA
Messenger RNA from Exaiptasia diaphana, 551 nucleotides. RefSeq lists its product as uncharacterized. The coding region runs from base 131 to 445 and encodes 104 amino acids. The record is from RefSeq and is a predicted model, not a curated record. The transcript has 3 exons. Lineage: Eukaryota; Metazoa; Cnidaria; Anthozoa; Actiniaria; Aiptasiidae.